UCCCAGAGGGGCGGUGACAAAGCGCCACAGUUUGACAGCGUGUUCCGGGGUCUCUCGGUGGAAAGGUUUCCGGGGUGAGGUCAGGAUCAGAUCUGAGAUCAACUUUCUGUUCCUGGACUCGGCUAAAGAAGAACAAUGGAAAACGGUUCGACCACAACCGGAGACGCAGAUCUGGACCAGGCGAUCAAACUGUGGCUGCAGCAUGACAAGAACCCAAAAACGGCGUCUAUGGUGCAGGAGCUGGUGAAGGACGGAGCAGUGGAGGCUCUGAAGAAGUGUUUCUCCUCCAGGAUGGAGUUUGGUACGGCCGGUCUGAGAGCAGCCAUGGGCCCUGGCGUCUCAUGUAUGAAUGACCUCACUAUCAUCCAGACCACACAGGGUUUCUGUCACUACCUGGAGGAAUGUUUUGAGAACCUAAAGGAGCGAGGGGUGGUGAUCGGUUACGAUGCCCGGGCCCACCCUCCCAGCGGGGGCAACAGCAAGCGUUUUGCCAGCCUGGCUGCAGCUGUUUUCAUCAGUCGAGGGGUUCCUGUGCACCUCUUCUCUGACAUCACCCCGACGCCAUUUGUGCCUUUCACAGUUUCCCACCUGGGUCUGUGUGCUGGUAUCAUGGUGACUGCCUCUCACAACCCCAAACAGGACAACGGCUACAAGGUUUACUGGGAGAACGGUGCCCAGAUUGUGUCUCCUCAUGACAAAGGAAUCUCCAAAGCCAUAGAGAAGAACCUGGAGCCUUGGCCUGAGUCCUGGAACACAGAGGAGGUCUUGAAGAGCCCCUUGCUGAAAGACCCGUACCAGGACAUCCACACACAAUACUUCAAAGCCAUCCAGAAACACUGCCAUCACAGGGACAUAAACAAGAGUUCAGAGGUGAAAAUCGUGCACACAUCUGUGCACGGUGUUGGCCACGCGUUUGUCCAGUCAGCUUUCAAGGCAUUUGACCUCCACCCUCCGUAUGCAGUAGAGGAGCAGAAAGAUCCAGACCCUGAAUUCCCAACCGUCAAGUAUCCCAAUCCUGAGGAGGGGGAGGGAGUCCUGACACUGUCGUUCUCACUGGCAGAGAGGGAGGGGGCCACCGUGGUUUUGGCGAAUGAUCCUGAUGCUGAUCGUCUGGCCAUGGCUGAGAAGCAGGAGAGCGGACAGUGGCGAGUGUUCAGUGGUAAUGAGUUGGGAGCGCUGCUCGGUUGGUGGAUGUUCCGUUGCUGGAAACAGCAAAACUCAGACGCUGACGCUGUUAAAAACGUCUACAUGCUGGCGAGCACCGUCUCAUCCAAGAUACUGCGCGCCAUUGCUCUCAAGGAAGGCUUCCACUUUGAGGAAACCUUGACAGGAUUCAAGUGGAUGGGGAACAGAGCCAAAGACCUUCUGGACACGGGGAAGAGUGUCGUCUUUGCUUUUGAGGAGGCCAUAGGGUAUAUGUGUAGUCCCUGUGUAUUGGACAAGGAUGGAGUGAGUGCUGCCGCCAUUGCAGGAGAGAUGAUUUCCUAUCUGGCCACAAAGAACAUCAGCCUUUCUCAACAGCUCACAACUGUCUAUGAAGAGUAUGGCUACCACAUCAGUAAGAAUUCCUACUUCAUCUGCCACGACCAGGAUGUGAUCUGCUCCUUGUUCGAGCGCCUGCGCAAGCACGGUGGCCAGAAAGACUCGUAUCCCACCGAAUGCGGUCGCUUCUCCAUCUCUGCUGUAAGAGACCUGACCACCGGCCACGACAGCAACCAACCUGAUAAGAAAGCUGUUCUUCCCACCUCCAGCUCAAGUCAAAUGAUCACUUUUUCCUUCUCUAAUGGGGGCGUGGCCACCAUGAGGACCAGUGGCACUGAGCCAAAGAUCAAAUAUUACACUGAGCUCUGUGCUGCUCCUGGUAACAGUGACGUGACGCUCCUGAAGAAGGAGCUGGACGACUUGGUUGAUGCAAUCGUUGAAAACUUCUUCGAGCCGCAGAAAAAUAAGUUGCUGCCCAAACCAGAGUAGCACUGACUAGAUGUACAAACGCACACAGAACUAGUUGUGGCUUAUAUCUGACCAGUAUUUCACACAAUGUCUUACUUACUCCAGAAGGGAUUCUUGGUAAAUAUAAGUUUUAUUUUGCUCUAUAAUCACAUUAAUGAGCAUUUUACCACAGUUUGGUUUUGCUAGUUGAACUUGUUGGAGAUCUGAAUAUUCCUGAUGAAUGUCUUUAUUUUAAUAAUCUGUGGUCAGUGACCCAAGAUUGAGUUUGUUUAGCCAUCCAUCCAUUUUUGAUUUAUAGUUAUGGGUCAAGUACCAGUUUUACAUCCAGCAGUCAUCAUGAUGCAGAUACAGUUUAUCACAGUGCUUGAGAUCUGAAAUGUCUGUUAUACACCCACAAUCAUUCCUUCUUUCUGACUGGGUACUUGUAUAUUCACGUGAAUUUAACAUGAUGCAUUCCACACUUUGCUUCAGCAUCAAGUAUGAGGCUGCGAAAAUGAAGAAUUACAGACAAGUGAAUAGUUGUGACCACGAUUUUGUAAACUGCUUUAAAUGUGUGUUAUCUUAUUUAACAGUAAAAUAUAAUACAGAGAGUGACUGAAAAAUAUUUUGAAACUAGGCCAGAUGUAGAAAAAUAUGCCCCUGCAAAGUUGGCGGCUGGUAAAACAGCUGAGUAUUAAAGCUCAAGUUAUCAGGAAGGAGACAUUCUGUGGAUUGAGUAGUUGUAAUAACCAAACUAAGUUCAACAUACAAUCAUCAACCACCAUUAUUUCUGCUGCUCACCUUUCCUCUUGUGCCCUGAAUUCUAAAAUGCUGUUGCACUGUUCCAGUCAAUAAAAACCGGUUUCUAACUGUG
Paralichthys olivaceus (Japanese flounder) is the source of this 2803-nucleotide messenger RNA. RefSeq names its product phosphoglucomutase 2 (gene pgm2). The record is from RefSeq and is a predicted model, not a curated record. NCBI's taxonomy places the organism in Eukaryota, Metazoa, Chordata, Actinopteri, Pleuronectiformes, Paralichthyidae. Gene Ontology annotation, biological process: carbohydrate metabolic process; purine ribonucleoside salvage. Gene Ontology annotation, molecular function: phosphopentomutase activity; magnesium ion binding. Gene Ontology annotation, cellular component: nucleus.